GGAAACUUAUAUAAAUCCUACUAAAAUCUGGAAAACUUAAAAAUCUUACUAAAAUCUGGAAAACUCAGAGAACAAGUUAGAACCAACUAGGAUCCGGAUCCUCUACUAUGAUUUUCUCUGUCAUGAUGAUCUGCUUUACUUUCCUUCUCCACAUGACACCUCAUUAAAAUUUAAUCUAAUGGAUGUAAGCCGGACACAGUCAAAAAGAAAUAACUACAUAUCAAUCAACUUAUUGUGGCUGGACCUGGAGAUCAAAAUUGAGUUUCAGAGUUGUAGGGUUUUCAAUAUUUCUCUUCUUUUUGUUAAGUGUAUACAAGAAUGACUACUGAUCGUCUUUCUACCUCAUCCGUUGCCGCUGCCAUUGCCGAUCAGGAUUCGGGUAUGGGGGAUUUAUCUUUGUGUCAUGAUUUGUUGUGCAAUAUUUUGUUUAGAUUAUCACACAAGGAUUUGCUGAAAUGCAAGAUGGUGGCCAAGUCAUGUCAUCAAAUAAUCUCUCAUGUUUGGUUGCGGAGAUUUUGGUCGCAGGUUCCUCUUUUGGGUCUUUACUUCUGUACUCUGCCCGAACCUGAUGAUACGGAUCAUCAAAUCAAUUUUGCCUUUGUACAAGAUUAUCCCUUCUUGAAGAAGUCACUGCCUGAUUUCUAUUAUUUGGUUCGAUUUCAGAGACGCAAUACCUCCGAUAAUCACCUGGACUGUUGUAAUGGGUUAGUUUUGCUGUACAAUCCAAGCACUUAUCAGUUUUGUGUGUGCAACCCCAUCACCAAACAACACGUAUCCAUACCUACAACAUGUUUACAUGAGAAUGAGUAUUUUUGUGCUGCCUUGGCUUUUGACCCUAUUGAAUCGAAUCACUUCAGAGUUGUUCGAAUUGAUUAUUCCCGACAACUGACUUCCUUGAAAUCAACCUCAACCCCGUUGGACAUGGUCAUGGUCAUGGACAUCUUUUCUUCGCAGUCGAGGCAGUGGGUUCGACAUGGGUUGCAACUCGACCCAAUGUUUAUUGAGGGGUUCAAAACUUUCAAGCUUUGCAGGCAUUUUGUAUACUUGCGCGGGGUGUUAUACAGCCUAACUAGUUCAGGGAAAAUUUUGUGCAUUGACCUCAACACUAUUGAAGCUCGUGCGUUUGAUCUCCCUCAUGGGCCUGAGGAUGAUGAUGCUGAUGCUGAUGAUAAGAUGGGUGCAACAACAAUGGGAAUGGGAUGUCUUGGGAUCUCAAGGGGCCUUGUUUGUUAUGUAAAGCGUGAUAGUUCAAAAACUAUUCGGUUUUGGUCUUAUGAUGAUCGACAAUGCACAUCUGGUUCCGGUAGUGAUCAGUGGACUCUCAGACACAGUGUUUCUGAAGAAGUCCUGCAAGAUCGGGUUAUGUGUCUUUUAAUCAUGACAUAUGAGUAUGAGUAUGAUUCUGAUGAGGAUGAUCCGAUUAGACCUUAUGCAAUAUGUCCAAAUUCUCAUGUCCUUUUCUUUGGCACUUUAAAUUGGAUCGGCAGUUGCAAUUUUGAAAACCAAACGGUGGAACUCAUCGGUAAAGGAAAAAGUACAAUAGCUUCACCUGGUUAUCACUCUCCUUUCUUUACACUACGUCCGUGCUUGAUACCUUUCUACUGUUUGGGUGAGAGGAAUGCCUGCUCUACUCCAAUAAUACCAGAAGGUGUCGCCAAAGGAGUAAAGAUUCUGAGUGCGGAAGUAGCAUGUCAAUGUGAUGAACAAAAACAUAGAGAUAUUCGAGCUGUGCGCAUUAAUAACUCAUUCCCUAUUGAGAACAAAUCACCGUUUGUUUUUCCUAGUGAAAUGCAAUUAUGUGCAGCGAUGGAGGAAAUGCAACAACUCUAAGAGACACCCACAAGAAGCACAACCCCACCCCAAACUCUCCGCCAGUCCACAGCCUUCUUACCUCAAAGACAUCAACCCUAGAAGUAGAAGGUUGACUAAAUUAGGCAUCAACCCACAAGUAUUGUCAUGAUUUGUCGUUAUUUAUUUGAUUAUUAUAU
This is a messenger RNA of Prunus mume (Japanese apricot), 1988 nucleotides long. The record is from RefSeq and is a predicted model, not a curated record. Lineage: Eukaryota; Viridiplantae; Streptophyta; Magnoliopsida; Rosales; Rosaceae.